AUGGACGUGUCAUCGGCAACAGCAUCGAACGCAGCUGGUUCGACGCCGGGGAUUCUUAUCAAUAAUGAAAUGUCAGCAUCGUCGUCGUCCCAGCAGGUUGCUAAUUCGGUGAACCCUGCAAACAUGGCAAAACUCAGACGAGAAUCGAUCGCCCAUUCGCAAGGAAUGGGAGGGGUAUCAUGGGGAUCGCUCACCAUCGGGUCUUGGCUGCGCGACGAAGUGAUGAUUCACGCUCAUAUGUCGCAAGCAGCUCACCAGGGAUCCAGCGGAGUACCGCAGCAUACGUACAUUGGGAACACUGCUGGAUCUUCCGCGGCCGGAAACCUGGCAGGUGGCUCUUCGUUCUCGCCACCGGGUGCAGCGUCCGCCUAUCUGCCCAACCUCGAAAAACAGUAUUGCAAGGACUAUUCGUGCUGUGGUCUGCUACUUCCGGGCCUCCACGACCUGCUAAGACAUUACGAGGAGGCCCAUAUCUCCACCUCGCCGGGAACCAUCAAUACUCAUGCAUCAUCGGUUGCCAACAUUCCGACCAAUGCAGGGCUCUCAAGUGGUGCGAUGACUGGCAUGGCUGGAGUAAACUCCGCACAAGUUGCCAACAACAACGCUUUGAAAAAGCGGCGAAUGACCGCCAUGUACCAGCAGCAGCUCCAACAACAGCAGCGCCAAACACCACAGCAACAGCAGUUCCAUCAGCGACAGUCUAUGCAAGAAGCUCAAGCGCCACAUGGGCAUCAACAGCAACACCUUAAUCAGUCGUCUCAGCAUCAGCGACAGCAGCAAGCUGGAAAUCAGCAAGGGCUUCCGCAUCAACAACAGCAUCAUAACAUUCAAUACCAGCAGUUUGCCAAGCAACAGCAACCGCAGCAGAACGCACAACAACAACAACCGCAACAACAACAGCAGCAGCACAACAGUCAUGUGCAACAACAAAUGCAAAAUCAGAUGUUCAAUCAGGCCAUGCAACAACAACUGCAUGGCGGACCGCACAAUCCGAGCUCGAAUACGACCAGUAACAUCCAGCAGUUGCAUCUGAAUGGGAACUUGGUUGAUGCAGUUUCUACCAACGAGGUUUUCUUGCAGAAUGGCGCCGGUCAAAGCGGGAAACGAGGACCUAUGGCGAAUGCAGGUGUUUCGGGCAGCGGUUUCAACGGCUCCGCUGGCAGCAACAAUAACAAUAAGAUGCAAGGCGGGUUCAACAACUAUUCGUUGAACAUGCAGCCCCAUGGAAAACAGGGAUUGGAUGCUUCGGUCAUGCAGCAGUUUCAAUCACAGCAGCACCAACAACAGUCACAAGUCUCUAACCAACACCAUUCCCAACAUACCGGACUGCAACAGCAUCACUUACAGCAGCGGCAAAGUGCUCUUCUCCAACAGCAGCAGCAACAGCAGCAGCAGCAAAUGCUGCAUCAGCAACAACAGCAGCAGCAAAGAGUAAUGGGCAAUGCCUCCAAUGCCGCAUUACUGAAUAGACAGCGAUUCCCAUCACAGGUGGGCAGCGUAGGCGCAGGUAUCGACCUUGAUUUCAUGGACGCGGAUAUCGUCGACGACCUGCACGAUGGAUCUGCCAUCAUGGGCGGCGCGGCUCCACCUUUACCAGCUGAUUUAGCGAAAGCGUGGAAGCAAGUGGACACUGGUGCCGUCGCGGGAACCAAAAUAUCACCGAAGAUUGGAAACGGUCCUGAUUCUGAAGACAGUAGCAUGAGCGACGACGACGAAGAGGAAGGCGUAGCGGUGGCAACUGUGCCCACCACAGCUGUUAACAAGCGCAAACAGCAGCCCGGUUUUAUCGACGAUCCGGCCCGCAGACUCUACGUCAUGGACCAUGAGGAACACAAACCAUUCAAAUGCCCGGUCAUCGGAUGUGACAAGACUUACAAAAACCAGAACGGGCUCAAAUACCACAAACUGCACGGCCACCAGAACCAGAAGCUCCAUGAGAAUCCAGACGGCACUUUCAGCAUCAUCGACCCCGAAAGUAAUGAGCCAUACCCUGAUGGCUUAGGGCUCGAAAAGGACAAACCGUACCGCUGCGAGGUGUGCGGCAAAAGGUACAAGAACUUGAAUGGUUUGAAGUAUCACAGGGGACAUUCUACGCAUUGA
Molecule: messenger RNA, 2100 nt
Organism: Lachancea lanzarotensis
Lineage: Eukaryota; Fungi; Ascomycota; Saccharomycetes; Saccharomycetales; Saccharomycetaceae
Gene: SFP1
Product: LALA0S03e06964g1_1
Exons: 1
Coding region: 1-2100 (699 amino acids)
Cellular component (GO): nucleus
Source: RefSeq, a predicted model, not a curated record